AUGGAACCUAAGCAAAAUGAGUUUCCACCCGGAGGACAGAAUGUACUUUCAGAUAAUGAAGGAGAUCCAACCAAGGAAUCUGAGGUAUCUUCAAAAUCUGGAUCACCUGCUUGGGGUAACUUUACGAAAAUAGAGAGUGGUGAUAAGGAUAAAUGUCAUAAUUGCAACAAAGUGGUUAGUAUAAAGAGUAAAUCUGGUACUUCUACUAGUACUAUGUUGAAGCAUAUGAGGAGAUGCAAGAAACUAAUCCAGAGCUUGAUGUUGAAGUAG
Messenger RNA from Arabis nemorensis, 270 nucleotides. Lineage: Eukaryota; Viridiplantae; Streptophyta; Magnoliopsida; Brassicales; Brassicaceae. The record is from the annotation of a GenBank genome assembly.